This is a messenger RNA of Erpetoichthys calabaricus (reedfish), 7913 nucleotides long. RefSeq names its product zinc finger protein 501-like. Gene Ontology annotation, biological process: regulation of transcription by RNA polymerase II; central nervous system development. Bases 1652 to 2974 code for a protein of 440 amino acids. Gene Ontology annotation, cellular component: nucleus. The transcript has 6 exons. NCBI's taxonomy places the organism in Eukaryota, Metazoa, Chordata, Cladistia, Polypteriformes, Polypteridae. The record is from RefSeq and is a predicted model, not a curated record. Gene Ontology annotation, molecular function: RNA polymerase II cis-regulatory region sequence-specific DNA binding; DNA-binding transcription factor activity, RNA polymerase II-specific.
UGUUCGCCAGUCUUCCCUAGAGGCGGGAGCGCUUCGCGACGGAUUCUCCGCCGGGUUAAGCUCGUUAGUGUGUCUUACUGUGUAUGAAUAUAGUGUCGAUCGGUUUGAUUUCUCUGACGUAGCGGGUUUCGAUCUUGAACAUCAUAUUGGCAGUGGGGAAAGAGACGAAGCGUGAUGGAGGAGUAAGGAAGGGGGGCUUAAAGGAGCCGGGUCGAUUGCGUGAAGCAGGAGCGCUUGCCGCCAGUAGAGACGGGGGCAGCUUGGUAAGUGGGGUUUGGGACGGGUUCGCACAUGUAAGUUUGGGCCAAAACGCCAAAUCGGACAGAUCCGAGUCAAAGCAAACGAGUAUGGCAGUGAAGCCGCACACUGGCCAGGGCCCCGGUGUUAGGAGGAGAUGCUGAACGGCCUCCAUUUACACGCACGGCCGGCAUCGCGCCAGAGAAUUUUCACCCAUUGUUUCCCCUUCGUACGGCUUUUACUGGCAAGGCCGACCUGCCUGCGUGAUUUUCCCCUGCGCGCAAAACCCCGAGCACCCCCCCACCCCACCAUGUGAUCACUAAGUAACCCCCCCUUUCCCCCCUGACGCCCCCCGGCCGCAGUGGAUAUUCUGCAUGGGUCGAUCAUCUCGGCCUUUCCAGCAGGGUAGAGCUGAGCAGUACGCUAUAGUGCCACUCUGCACUGGCCACAUCCCUCCCUCCGGCGCCAUUGAGACCCUGCGGGGUGUGGACCCGACUUGUCCAGCUAAAGUAAAUUUAAUUUCAUUCGAUAACACAGAUCUCGUGCUAGUCGCUGCUCUGCCAUGACCAAUGUGAUGAAAUCCUUCCGUAUUUAGUGGACGAUCUGUCUGUCUCCUUUUUUUCUUAUUACUAGUCAUGCAGCCGCCCGUUUCAUCACAAAGGGGAGUCUGCAAAUAGGAGGGUCAGUCUGCGUUGCAAAUUGCAUGAAUGAGCAUUUGACCACACAAUUACAUACUUGCGUAUCGUCUUGCUUAAGAUGUUUCAUUUGUGCCUUAGGUUGUUGAUAUUAUUGAAGGAAAUUGUUUCCGUCACUCUCAUUAAACACUUUUUAUUAGCUGUGCGUUUCAUAUAGUGUCUUUCAUUAUAUAGAUUUUGUUGUUGCUUGGAAAUCAAGCCUGUGCCUCAUUGCAGAUUACACUUACAGUCAUCUCCUUAUGCAGCAUAUGGUAGUUAAAGUGCUGCAAGGAACUCCUCAGCUAGAAAACGUUUAUAGGGAGACCCAACAAUAUACGUUUUUGUAGCAUAGGAGUUUGCUGAUUUGGAACGGACUAGCCUCAGAGCUGUCAUUCAGACACAGUGUGUGGAGUGGCCAGUCACAAGGAAAUUGUGAAUGAAAUCAUCAGAAAGCUGGUUAACAUAAUUUUCAUUCUAACAUUUAAUAAGUGGGUUAUAGACUUGAUUAUAGUUGAAGUGUCAGACUUUUGACAGCAGGUGGCCUCUGGCUAAGAUCCUACUACCAGCUUCCUUCUUUAAGCAUCAGCAUGUUUAAUGUCAUAAAAGACCUCCUGUAAGACCUGUCAUCAGUGUUGCUUUCAAUCGCUGCAAAAUGUUUAGCUGCAGCAUCUUGCAACAGGGGAAAAAUUCUGGGUGAUACACCUGCUGUUCGUUUAAAGAGAAGAAGUCAUCUUUCCAGCAUGUCUCGGCUUCGUGCCAAGGAGUUCUCCAAGCACAGUACUUUGAGAGCACCGGGCACCAUUAUUAAGUGGGUGGUGUCAGAAGACGGCAGUGAGCUUCUCAAGAAAGGCGAGGUGACCCAGAUCGGGCAAGACGGGAACAGGCUUGCCCCACCACACCAAGACAUCGCAGCUUCUAGCACUGAAAGAUUUGCAGGUGGAAGGGUGUCAUUGUUGGACUCCACUGAUGAUUUACUGGACAUGGCAAAGUUUAAAGAUGAAAUGUCAGAAAAGAGCAGCGCUUCCGCAUGCAACUUUGGAUUUCAUUGUGAAGACACAAUUGCCACUAGUGCAGCUGCUCUUCAAGACAAUGUGUCAUACCCCUGCUCCUACUGUGAGAUUUGCUUCACAGCCAUGCAGUACUUGGAAAAGCAUGUGAAGCGCACCCACAGGAAACAGUACUUGGAAAUGCUGCGCAGUCGUGCAGUCAACCUAAAGAAGCCAUCAUUUAAACCCAACUCGCCACAUGAGGAUGAUGUGAGCCAAAGCCACAUUGACACUCCAGAUGCAAAUGAGAUGGCCAUUGACUCUGACCCAUUCUCAUACCAGUGUACGGACUGUGACCUGACCUUUAGUGUGUUGGAGGACCUGAAAGUUCAUCAGCUGAGCCACAACCCAGGUGAGACGCUUUACCUGUGUAGUGAAUGUGGGAAGAGCUUUUCCAGCCUUGGCUCACUACAGACCCACCAGAAGGUGCAUGACUCUGAGGCCACUCUGUAUCUCUGCUCCGAGUGUGGUGACAGCUUUCAUCGGUUGGAUCUCUUGAAUGACCACCAGCUGACACAUGCAGGAGCUGUCGCAAUCAAUCUUACUAAUUCUGGUGGAAUUGCUGCUGCUAGCAUGGGCCCUGGAACAGGACCUAUCACUGAAGCCCAGUACCCAUGUCCUCGAUGCAACAAAGUUUUCAAAACUGCCCGCUACCUGCGCACCCACCAGAAGAUACAUACUGGGGAGGCUCCAUAUCAUUGUACAGAGUGCGAUAAGCCCUUUACACAGCUUGGUGACCUGAAAACACACCAACGCACCCAUACUGGAGAACGACCUUACAAGUGCACUGAGUGUGGCAAGAGCUUUGGUCGUUCAGGGACUCUGAAGAAACACUGGCGUACCCACACAGGUGAGACCCCAUAUCAGUGCACUGUCUGUGGGAAGAGUUUCAACCAGUUAGGUGCACUUAAGACCCACCACCGCAUUCACACUGGCGAAAUGCCCUACCACUGCCAGCAGUGUGACAGGCACUUCACAUACUCAUACCAGCUCAAGAGUCAUGCCUGUAAAAUCUAACUUUGGCAAAAAUGCCUUCAAGGUGGUUGCACUGGCUUGGCAUAUGGGAUGUGGGAAUAAUGUUUUUAUAAGCGUCAUGUUUUCAUCUGGCUAAUUAGUUAUUAUCAGUACUGUUGCCCAAUGGAAUGAAGCUAUCAGAUCUUGGAUUCUUCUGUGAAUUUUGUUUCCCCCUCCUUGCGACCAAACCCAGAACAUUGGUGACUGUUUUUAUCAUAUAUAUUGAGUUACCUAAUUUAUCUAUCGAGAGGUGCAGCAUCAGCGUCUGUUCAUAUAGAUCUUAAUCCAUUCAACACUGUGAUGUGGUCGCAAACAACAGACAGAAACCAAGAUUGCCAGAGAGGGACUGGCAUUGGUUCAGAGAAAUGCUGACAUUCGGCCAACAUAGCUGGGGUGCCCUUUUAGCUUCUGUUAAUGGUGCCUAAAGAAAGCUGUGUAAAGUUGAUCUGGUGCUUCUGAGAGAUAAGGGCACCCUAUAACACCAAUCUCCCACUUUCCCCCUACACUUCCAAAAUAAACUCUGGAAAUUGACAUUCUUUCCUGUUAUACCUACCAUGCCUAAAAAAAUCUUUUGGGAGAGCUGAUGAGAGGUUUUGUUCAGUGUUCUUGCGACUAUAGCAAGUAAACCUUAUGAAUCAGAACUUAAUGAAAAUUUUGUAAUGGGUCAGCACUAGUUCAAAGAAGGAAGUGAUGUGGUAUCAGUUCAACAGAAAGCUAAAGUCACUCUUGCCUUUCAACAUCUCCAAGGCAGCUGCUACUAUUUGGCAGUAACCUUAUCCACCAGUACUCCAGAGGUGUGAAUUUUGUUUCCGCUGCGGAGUAUGCCAGGCUUGCUGCAACUAAAGUAGCUAAAGAAAAGAUUUCUGAGCCAUGGAAAAGAGCAAAGAUUAAAAUUGACAGACUUGCCCCACACAUCCCAGACUUUUCCAGUCAGGGUCCAACUUUUGCUGAUUUUACUGGCUGGAUUUAGCCACCUCCUUACUGCCACCCUUGGUUCAUCCCAAGAUUUUGUGAUGCACCUUUGUAUCACUCUUUGUUAAAUGGAAGAAUGUGGAUCACACUAUAGGAUUGCAAAGGUGACUAUUUAGAGCAAUAAAUGUUUUGGGCAGACUUUCUGAAAGGAGAGACAAGAGGUCUUCUGCCCCAGCAAAUAGUUAUAUUGCCCCAACCCCCCCCGUUGCCAUCCACUACAUUGCAUCAUUUAAUCCCAAAAAAACAAAAUACUUGCAGUAGCAGUUUGUAAUUUGUAGUGCUGUGCCAUGUGAGGCAAUUGCAGCUCUUGUCUGUUGCUGCUUUAUCUUUCCUGCUCUGCUCCUGUAUGUUACCAAUGGUGCUCAUGGACAUGCUGUUUCCCAAAGUUUUUACUUUUUUUGUUUUUUUUUUUUUUCUUUUCAACUGUGUUUUGUGUGUGUGUGAGAGAGAGAGACGUGUGUGUGUGUGCGUGUGCAUGCAUGCGCAUGUGCACACACCUUCCUGUAUUCUUAACACCAUGAAUAAGAUGACUGCCCUUCUUAAUAUGUUACUGCCUUACAUCACAGAGCCUCACAGGAUGUGUUUUUGACCUGUACGCAUGCACACACACACACACAGGUAUCUCCACCCAUAUCCCAUGUGUCUUCUUAGGGUGAACUGGUUAGUACCAUAAAAAUCUCUAUUCCUUAUCUUUUUGUCAACUGAAAAUAUUCAACAUUUACACAUAAUGGAUGGGCAGAUUGGUGUAAUCUUUUACCGUUGCUCCAGUUGCAUUUGAAAAUACUCAAGAAGAAAGUUUGGAUGGUGGCUGCUGCUAUGGCGUGCAACACACGGCUUUUUUGGAUAUUUUAUAGUCACCAUAAUCUGAACAAUUGAGUUUUGCUUCAGUGACGUAUUAGUGGAAAGUCGUUUCCUGUCCAGUCACUUUGAAUGUGUUUCCCAUAGAGGUCUGGUAGCAAAAAGUGGUUAAUCCAUCUCUAAGAAAAAUACAUGUUCAAGCUUCCUGCAGUUUCUUUUCUUCCAUUGUGAGUCCAUAUUGAAAACGAGGCUUGCAAGACAUUGUUUUGUGUGUGCUGCAUCUUGGGUUGUCAGAAGCUUUAAUAAGCCUUUUAGGUUUCCUCAUUUUGUCAUAUACUUUUGUAAUAGCUUGAGUAAAUCAAUGUUUUGCUCAAGAACCUCUGGCCCACCUAGCAGUUUAAGCUGCAGAAUAGUGAGGUGCAGUGCAUUUCAUUUCUGUCCAGCCUGCUCCUGGGUCCCCAAGCCCUUUUUCUGCAUUUGUAUGAACUGUUAAAGUAUAAUGACAGCAUUUAUACUUUUUCUUAAGAAUAAGAUAUAGGAAUACUGGUAAUAACACAAUACUUCAAACCGCCACUCUUUAAGGUUUGGAUCUAGUACAGUAUAUGAGACAUUCUUACACUCUUCUUCAGGUAAAGGAGCUAGGCAGUUGCUCAUAGUUUCUAGCUAAUUCUAGGGUAUAAAGCAAGAGUGUGAUGAAUGACAGGUACAACCUUGACCAAAGUAAGAAACACUCUCCAAGUUUGUUUUAGCCUCCUUUUUAACAUGUUCUUUAGGACAGUGGUAUUCAGUGGUUCACUUUGGCCUCUUGCAAUGCUUGGAAGUGAGUCCUUUUAAAGCUGCCUGCAAGGCAAAUGGUCUUCUUCCUAACAUCUUUGACUUUGCUACUUAGGCAUUUCCCUGCACAAAGCUCUGUAGUUCUUAUUAUCAUAUACAGUAUAUAAUAUUCAACUUUCAGUGCCUCAAUUCACCAGUCUCCUAGGGGGAAUUUGCCUUUUUGAAGUGGUUGUAGAAGAACAUCAUAAUACUGUGAAUUCAGUGGGAAUGAUUGACUCUAGAAUCACUCCUGUUUUCUAAUUAAGCUAAUUCAAGAUAUUACUGAUUAGUUUAUUUAGGUUUUUAGUGGUAAAGCACCUCUCAUCUUGAAUAUCUCAACCAAGUGGCAUCAUUCACAAACAAGUUCAUUUGUAGUUAAGAAAAAAAAUAAAAACAAAAAAACCCUUCAAAUUUAAAAAUAGGAGGGCAGUUGCAUAGAGAUCAUUCCUUUUUUGCAAGUGUUUAGUCAAAUGUUGUUUGUAGAAGACCUCUAAAUAGGCUCCAUGGUCUGCAAUACGCCACCAGUCCUCCUUGUGCAGCGUUACAUUUGGCUUUCAAGGUCUCCUUGGUAAUUAUCAUAGCACAGCCUCUACAUGUCAGAGGAUUAUCUUAACAUGUAUCAAACUCUUACAGACUCUGAAUUUAAGACACAUUUUAUAAGUUUGGUUUUACAACUUGAAUUGGUGCCAAUUCCGCAGUGAAUCCACUGAGCUGAAUAAAAUGGGUUUCAUAAUGGAUGAAUUUGGGAUUUGAAAAGCUACUUGUUAAACAUAUCUGACUAAAAAUGUUUUGGAGCAUUUGUGGAAAGUUUGUUAAGUGGGUAGGCCAUGUGAUAUAAGUGGUGCAGCAAUAAAGAGUUCAGCUUGAAACCCAAGAAAUGCCAGUGGGAAGGUGGAAAGCCGUGUUCCAGGGGCGCGUUCACUGGUUUAGUAUCUAUGGCAAUGUGGCAGCGGCCUCUGUUCAUUUCUCAUUUCAGUUAAUGCUGGAUUCACACUGUUAUGUAAAUGUGUUAAUUGGAACAAUGAAGAUUAUAAUGAGCACUUUAGUGUGUGCAACACUAUGAUAUCUAAAAAUAUUUACUUCAAAAUGGUUCUGGGAUGGUGACCCCUGAUUCAAUCUGUAAACAGAUAUGUCAGCUUCUGAAAAUAAUGUAGAUGCACCAAGCCCUCUGAACAUACAUAGGUAUGUCUGACAGUUUUAAAACUGAUUAUUGAAUGAAAUCACAGUAAUUGAAAACAAAUCCAGAUAUCUAAAACCAUUAUUGUUACAUUUUACGUAAUCAGUAAUUUGAAAGCUUUAAUGAUCUGCUUGAGUUUUUCUAAAAAGCAGACAGUUAUAGUUGUUGCUGAGCUGCUGUGUCUUCUGCAUCUGCAGUGUAUGCGGUCUUUAUUGAAUGCUUGAAAUGUUUUAAUCUGCAGUCCAACAUGAAUAUUCAAAGAUGGAAUUGCUGAAAUAGGAAAGCCCCUUAUGCAACCACAACAGGAAGUAAAUCAGCUGCAUACGACUGUGACCAAAUUUGUAAGAGUAGCACCAUGAACUUGUGUCUUUCCAGAAGGUCUGGCACUGCCUUAUCAAUUACCCUUAUUAGUUUCCAACUGUUGUUGUGUUUUUUUUGUUUUUCUGGAAGGAGUCCAGUGGUUGCUAUUUCACUUAAAAUGAUUAUAUACCAAAAAAGAAAUCGAAACAGUAGGCAUAAUAUAAUCUCUGCCCUUUGGACUGUGUGCCUUUCCCUGGUGGCACUUUCUAUGGAGGGUUAAGUGUUAGGUCAUUUUGCCUUGCAACAGUCUGUAUGACAUGUGCUUGUAUUUACCUCCUGCUUUGCUACAUUUCCCUAAUAUUUGCUCAACAAGAACUAACUUCUGAGACUAAAGGGUAGCCUGUUACUUUUUUGUACACUGAUUUGUGAUGCUGACUGAGGCAGAUGCCUAAAGCAAGACUGCUAGCAUUGCUUCUGUUGAGAUGCCAGCCCAUCUGUAGGAGGCAUGCUCAUUGCUGCUAGAAACUUGUACAUUUGGGUUUCCAAGUGACAGCAAGCUACACAAACCAAAUGAGAGCCCUAUGUAAUUACUGUAAGCACUGACUGGAUGGACACCUGUUGUAGAAACUAACACUACACUACGCUAGAGCACUGGGGAUGCCAGUCUACCCAUCUUUCUUCUCUAUAGCUGUGCAGGCCAAAUGUUUCCUUAAUUUUGUUUUACAUUGCCUGUUGUAGAUCUACUUGUAGUCUGUAUAGCCGUGUGUAAAUACUUUUAAUUUGUAUAACCAGUUAAAUCUGUUCAGUUCUGUUCUUUGUGGCUUUUUGUUUGUUUUGUUGUUUUUAAGAGCACCAUUAAAUAAAUAACAAAAGACAAAUCCA